AUGACUUCUUCUGCUUUGACUUAUCACCUUGUAAAUAGUUUAUAUCCAAAUAAAAAAGUAGAAAUUGAAAAAGAUAAAGAAUUUGUAAUUGGAAGCUCCUUUUCGUGUGAUUAUAGGGUUCAAAGUAUUGGUGUUUCAAAUAAACAUAUCGGUAUUAAAUUUGAUAAAAAUGGAAACCCAUGUAUCUCUAAUCUUAGUAAAACAAACAAAACCUUUGUAAAUGGCACACCAAUAAAUAGUAAAGGCCAACUAUUAAGAGAUGGUGAUAAAAUUAAACUCAUUGACAAAGAGUUUAUAUUUUCAACAAAUUCUUUACCAUUAACUCCAAAGGCCCCAAAUCUUUCUAUAGUUCCAUUAAGUGAAAAGAAAUUACCUCUUCAAAAUAUUUCAAAUAUUAUUGGCAAUAUUAAUAGUAACAAACCAUCCGAACCAACUACAGUCUCAAAGAUUAAUUUAACUUCAGCAUUUUCAAAGAAAGUACUUCCACCUCCACCAAAAUUUGAUUCAAGUGAAGAGGAAAGUUUAGAUGAAAAAAUGUUAUCUGAUUUAUCAGAUUCUGCCGCUGAUGAUGAAAAAGAACAGGAUAGUGCCGAAGAUGAAUACCAUAGUGCCGAAGAAGACAAUGGGUACGAUGAAUCCUUUAAUGAGAGUGAUUUGUUAACAACACCAAAAACACCAAAAACACCAUCAACACCGUCAACACCAUCAACACCAUCAACACUUUUAAAUAGUUCAAUUUCAACACCACUCCACAGUACCAAAUUCAAUCAAUAUGUUUUUGCCACCCCAACUGCAAUAGAAACUCCACUUCGUAGCAUUUUAAAAACCUCAAGUAAAAAAGAACACCCAACAACAACUGUAUCAUUUGACCAAUCCGUAUUUAAAACUCCAAUUCCAUCAAGAAACUCCCAUCAUCAGCCAACCCCAAUGCCACCAAGACAAAUCCCCUCUACCAAUAUUACAAGCUCUUUAAAAACCCCCUUAUCAUCUUCAAAUGAUAACAAUAGAAUUCCACUUACAGCUAAAACCAAUGAAAAAAUUGGUUUUAUGGAUUUCGGUAUUGAAACUCCAUGGAAAACCCCAAAGUCCAAAGAAUUUAAUACACCCGAAUCAUAUGAUCUUAAAACUUUAUUUUUAUCAACUGAAAACACACCUGCAAAUACUCCAACUAAAACUUCACAAGAACAAUCAAUUGAAGAAAAACCUCAACAACAACCAAUUGAAGAAUCACCAUCUCAACAACAACCUCAAUCAAGUGAUGAAAUUGAAUCUCCACAAAAACCACUCUCUGAAGCAAAUUCAAUUUUUAAUACACUCUUAUCUAAUGAACAUGAAAAACAAAUUCAAAAAGAUGAUUCAAUGGAACAAUCACAAGAAAAUUAUACCGAUAUCAAACAAUUUGACUCUGAACAUCAAGAAUUUGGUUUUUCCUCUCAAAAAGAAGAGGAAGAAGAGGAAGAAGAGGAGGAAGAAGAUAUUGUUAAAUUUGAUGUUCCAACAUUUGAAGAUAUAAUAGACAAAUUACCCCAGUUCAAACCUGUUUUUGAACCUGUUUAUCACUCAGAGGAAGAAAUGGAAGAAAAUGAAGAGGCAGAGGGAGAAAUAGAAGAGGAAGAGAAUGAAAAUAAUGAAUUUGAUAUCAAUGAAGAAGAGGCAGAAGAUGCAGAAGAGGAGGAAGAGGAAGAGGAAGAGGAAGAGGAAGAGGAAGAGGAAGAGGAAGAGGAAGAGGAAGAGGAAGAGGAAGAGGAGGAAGAGGGAGAGGAAGAGGAGGAGGAAGAAGAAGAAAAUGGUAAUGGUGAAUUUGAUAUCUAUGAAGAAGAGGCAGAAGAAAGUCAAGAAGAAUAUGAAAACCACGAUAAUGAAAAAACCAAUUUUAGUAACAGUGGUUAUAAAAUCACUAGAAUUUUUAAUAACAAAUCAAAUAAUUUUGGUUAUAACGAAGAAAUUGGCCAAGAGGUCAAUAAACGUCUUCAAAGUAAUAGAGUUACCAAAACUGUAAUUAAAUAUAUCAGAGUUCCAAUCUUUUAUAUUCCAAAUAGAACUAAAUUUUCUACUCGUAGCAAAAUCAAUAGAUUAUUAAAGACCCACAAUAGACCCUUCUCAAGUCAACAAAAUGGCCACAAUAGAUCCUUUGAAUCCACUAAAAGAAAAUCCUCAAUUGUUUUCAAUAGCAAUGAAAACUCUGAUAUUAUCAACUUUGUCGACACUCCUGUAAAACCACAAAAUCAAAUUUCCGAUACCGAGUCUGAUAUUUCUUUGGACUUUUUAUAUGAAAGAGAAGACCUUGAGGAUGCUGAAGAAGAGUUUGAAGAAAACCAUGAACCUGUACAAGAGGAGGAAGAAUUAGAAGAGGAAGCCGAAGAGGAAGUUGAAGAGGAAAUCAAAGAAGAAAUCGAAGAAGAUAUCGAAGAAGAGCUUGAAGAAGAGCUUGAGGAAGAGGCUGAAGAAGAGUUUGAAGAAGAUGCUGAAGAAGAGUUUGAAGAGGCUCAAGAAGAGAUCAAAGAUGAAGAGGAGGCUGAUGAGGACUUUGAAGAGGCUGAAGAAGUUGAUGGUGAGAUCAAAGAUGAAGAGGAUGAAGAAGAAUUUGAAGAGGAUGAAAAUGCUCAUGAAUUAGAAGAAAAUGGAUACUAUGAUAAUAUAGAAGAGGAAGCUGAAGAACCCGAAGAAGAAGCUGAAGAGCUCGAAGAGCUCGAAGAGGAAGCUGAAGAACUCGAGGAGGAAGCUGAAGAACUCGAGGAGGAAGUUGAAGAACUCGAGGAGGAAGCUGAAAAACUCGAAGAAGAAGCUGAAGAUCAUGAAGAGGAAAUUGAAGAUCAUGAAGAGGAAAUCGGAGAGUUUGAAGAGGAAAUUGAGGAGGAAGCCAACCAAUUCGACAAAGAUCUUGAAGAGCAAUAUGAUGAGGAGGUACUCGAAGAACAAGAAGAGAAAGUUGAGGAACAAGAGUAUGAGGAGCAAGAAGAGGAAUAUGAUAGUAUUGCUGAUGAAAAUCAAAGAUAUGUUGAAGGCUAUGGCAGUGAAGAAGAGAUUACCGAAAAACCCAUUUCAUCUCCAUUUGGCCAAUCAAAAAAGAGAAAAGAUCCACCAACAUUAUUAACAACACCAUUAAAAGAAUCACCAUUUAAAAAAUUAAAAGAAUCUGAUGAAGAAAAGCCAGCCAAAAAGAAAAGAAAUCGUAAAAGAUCUAAGAAAUCAAAGGAAUUAAAGGAAUCAAUGAAACAAAAAGAAGAAAAACCAUUAGAGUUUGCAAGAGAUGAAUUGAUUAGAUUUGAUGACGAGGAAGAUGAAGAAUUAUCUGCUAAAAAGAAAGAAAAAAAAGAAAAGAAAGAAAAAAAAGAAAAGAAAGAAAAGAAAGAAAAGAAAGAAAAGAAAGAAAUGAAAGAAAUGAAAGAAAUGAAAGAAAUGAAAACUAAUAAAGACAAAUCAAAAGAAGAGGAUGAAGAUGUUCAAUUGUUUACAGAGGAAAGCUCAAAACCAAAGAGAACACAUAGAUCAAAGAAAUCAAAAAAGAUAAUCGAUGAAGAACAAGACGAACCAAUUGUUGUAGAUAAGAAUCAAGAAAAGAAAAAUAAGAAAAGAGGUUUGUUAGAUAAAAUCGAGCUCCAAUUAUCAGAAUCUGAAGAUGAAAAAGAAGUCUCAUCUAAAAAGGAACCAUCAAAAUCAAAAUCAAAAUCAAAAUCUAAAUCUAAAUCAAAAAUCCAAUUUGAUGACUCUGAAACUGAAUCUGAACAAGAACAAAAACAAUCAAAAAAACAAAAAGGAUCUAAAAUUAGAGCCACCAGAACCUUUUAAUUUAAAUCCCCCAAUUUUUAAUCAUCAACCAUCAUCAUAUAAACAUUUUAUAACAAUUAAAUUCAUUUUUAAUUGUUUUUUUAAUCAGCUUUCUUAUUAAUUAGAUUUAUUAAGAUUUAUAUAAAUAUUAAAAUAAAAACAAUAUAUAUAAUAAACUAUUUUUAUAACU
This is a messenger RNA of Dictyostelium purpureum, 3958 nucleotides long. RefSeq lists its product as uncharacterized. Gene Ontology annotation, molecular function: protein binding. Bases 1 to 3789 code for a protein of 1262 amino acids. Lineage: Eukaryota; Evosea; Eumycetozoa; Dictyosteliales; Dictyosteliaceae. The transcript has 3 exons. The record is from RefSeq and is a predicted model, not a curated record.